AUGUUGAACAAUGGGGAUGAAAAUGCAGAGUCAAGGAGUCGUCGUUUACCAAAGUCCCUGGGCAUGAUCCUUUCUUUUGUUGAGUACAGCGAUUCUCCAAGUUGCAAUCCUAGAAAAUACGGUGAUGAUAUAUUCAUAACUGCCAAGAUGAGGUUAUCUCCUCGAGGCAUGGCUAACAACAUGAAUGGGCUUGUGCAAGAAAACCAUGAAAAUCAUCCAAGUUCGUCUGGGCCAAACUUAGAGAGUCAUCUUCCCAUAGCUGGUGACAAUGCCAAUGGUUCGCAGGUUCGGUGCCGCCGGAGAAGGACAUGA
This is a messenger RNA of Fraxinus pennsylvanica, 312 nucleotides long. Lineage: Eukaryota; Viridiplantae; Streptophyta; Magnoliopsida; Lamiales; Oleaceae. The record is from the annotation of a GenBank genome assembly.